Molecule: messenger RNA, 1566 nt
Organism: Knipowitschia caucasica
Lineage: Eukaryota; Metazoa; Chordata; Actinopteri; Gobiiformes; Gobiidae
Source: the annotation of a GenBank genome assembly
AUGAGCUCGUAUUUGAUGGAGUCUAACUACAUUGAUCCGAAAUUUCCUCCAUGCGAGGAAUAUUCGCAAAAUAACUACAUCCCUGAGCAUAGUCCAGAAUAUUACAGCCGCGCGAGGGACUCUGGCUACCAGCAUCAUCACCAGGAGUUAUAUCCACCUCCGCGGGCGACCUACCAAGAGCGCCAGUAUAACUGUGCAAGCAUCCCAGAACCUGACACGCCACGGGGACAUGGAAUAGCCCACUCUGCACACCUGCUCUCUGGUAAAGGGCAGCCAGCAUCCUGUGAAACCUCACAGUUGUCCAUGUCCCCUGCCACCCCACCGGCCGCAACCUCCGCCUGCAACCAAGCCACGCCGGAGCAUCCCAACAGCUCUGCGUCCUCCAAGCAGCCUGUGGUGUAUCCCUGGAUGAAAAAGAUUCACUCCAGCACGGUAACCUCGGGAUACAAUGGGACGGAGCCCAAGCGGUCUCGGACAGCGUACACCCGGCAGCAAGUCUUAGAGCUGGAGAAGGAGUUCCACUAUAACCGCUAUUUAACUCGACGAAGACGCAUUGAGAUCGCACACACCCUGGUGCUGUCCGAGCGGCAGAUAAAGAUCUGGUUUCAGAACCGCAGAAUGAAAUGGAAAAAGGACCACAGGCUGCCCAACACCAAAGUGCGCUCGUCCUCAGCCUCCAGCUCAGGGGCCGCGGCUGCAGCAGCCUCCGUGUCUAACUCCAGUGCGGAUGAACUAAGCGCACAGCACGGAGAGGACAUCACCAGUUCAACCAUUGGAGGAGAGCCACACGUGACCACGACCCCCUUCUGGUUGAGCCCAGGUGAGCCAUUCCAGAGCCCACCCUUCCUCCAGGCUCAGUGCCACAGCAAGGGCAAGAAGGACGCCAGGAGCAGGGGCUGCAAUCUCAUCACCAUCUGCCACUCAGGAUUAAUCUUUCCCUGGAUGAAGUCUCGGACAAGUGACACCCCACAGUCUGUCAGCAGCAGUGAGACGGCUCCACUGGGAAGAGGCAGCCACAGCCUCCGCAGGGAGAGGACAGCCUUCACCAACAGCCAGCUGCUGGAGCUCGAGAAAGAGUUUCACUUCAGCCCGUACCUGUCUCGAUCCCGGAGGAUGGAGAUGGCCCUCGGGCUUAAACUCACAGACCGCCAACUGAUCAAGUUCGCGGACGACACCACCCUCAUUGGACUCAUCUCCAACAACGAUGAGUCCGCCUACAGGAGGGAGGUGGACCGGCUGGUGUCCUGGUGCAGUGGUAACAACCUGGAGCUGAACGCCCAGAAGACAGUGGAGAUGAUUGGGGACUUCAGGAAGAGCACUGUCCCCCCGCCCCCACCCUCCGUGAUGGACUCCCCCAUCACCUCUGUGGAGUCCUUCCGUUUCCUGGGCACCACCAUCACCCAGGACCUCAAGUGGGAGCCGACCAUCAGCUCCCUCAUCAAGAAGGCCCAGCAGAGGAUGUACUUCCUGCGGCAGCUCAGGAAAGCCAAGCUGCCUGCACAGAUGUUGGUGCAGUUCUACACGGCCAUCAUCGAGUCCAUCCUCACCUCCUCCAUCACCGUGUGA